CGAUAUAGGUAUAAAUAUUGAGCCGUGACACUGAUGCGCCCGGCGCCCCCCUCCCCCGCACUCCGGGCACACUCUGGGCUGCUCCGCACGCCCCCUCUUGUCCCGCUGCGUCCCGCUCGGCGCUCAUCCCCAAGGGGCCCCAGCAACCUCUUCCUUUCAAAGACAGCACGAGCCGUGCUGGGGAAGAAAAGUAACUUGGUUUUUCUCCGAGAAACCUGGCCGGAUUAGGCAGCCAGGGCGAGUAGAGGGGAGAAUGAGGGGAGCUGGUGGAACCCGAUGGAAGUCUCCCGGGCAGUCUGAUCACACUUUCUCCUUGUCCUCCGGUCUCCUCCUCCUAGGUGCAGAGAUUGUGGGCAGACUACGUAAUCGCUGCGGAGGGGGAAGAGGAGGGAUCUCCGGCGGCGGCGGCAGGGCGCGGAGACUCAGCUGGGCGGAGUUUCGCGGCUGCGCCCGGCUUGCGCCCGCGGGCGAGAAGGUCGGUCCGUCUAGCCCGGGGGCCCCCGAGGCGUGUAAGUCAGAGAGUACGCACCCCGGUUCCUCUGUGCCGCACCGACAGCCUGCAGCCAGCAAGGAGAAGGACAGCCUGGGUGGCGCCGAUCAGAGUACGAGUGCUUGGCAGAGAUCGGCGAAGGCCCCCGACCUGAAGAAUGGCGGCCGCUUCCUGAUUCCGAAGCGCCAGCGAGUACAGACCAGUGAGGAGGACUUGCGGCUCUCCACCGUCCGUGAGGUGGCGGUGCUGAGGCACCUGGAGACCUUAGAGCAACCCUACGUGGUCAGGUUUUCUUCAAGAUGCCACUACCCACAGAGAGACUGAACCUGUCUUCCUGAGGUGAUCCUGAAUAAGGAACAGCCUGGCGACAGAGUGACGAGAGCCUGGCGACAAAGUAACGAGAGCCUGGCAUGAUGGUGGAUGGGCCUCCCCCUUUAUAAGCUCAGACUCUUAAGUAAACUUUGGGCCUUGAUCAGUAUCUUUGUCUUGGUCUCAAAUUUCUCUCACCAUCUUUUUCCAUACAGCCCCAGCCUCCCGUUCAGGAACCCGGUUCGUGUAGCUGUGAGCGGCUACAAUGUACAUAUGGAGUUACCAGCCAGUCACUGUACACAGUGAAAGCCUUUCUCAAUAAAUAUGUAUUAAUAAAUAAAACUGAGGAUGGUACAUAUAUGUUACAUGUAAUUAGCAUGUAACAUGUUAAUAAUUAGCACACAUGAAUAACAUACAUACAAUUAACAUUAGGUGAUAUGUGUGCUGUUAGAGACACCCCACAUUAAGCUCAAGAUGCCUGGGACCCCUAAUGACACUGCAUUUUUUCUUCUAUUCCUUUAAAAAAGGAGAAGAAAACUAAACAGAGAGUUCUUAAAAGAUGAAAUACAAAUGAGUGAGAAAUAGUUUUAAAUUCUUCAAUUCUAGAACACUCUCUAUCAGAGACCCUGCAGCACAGAUGCAGAUCUACCCAAAUCUCACAGUUGCUUGCUAGGAGCAUCCACCUCCUCCUGGUCCAUCUCCCUUUCUCUGGGACUCUUCAGAUCACCACAGAGAAUGUACUGGAAUUGUAAGUGAGCAGAGUUUCAGAGCCCUGCCAACUGUUUGAAUUGGAGCCUCCAGUUGCUUUCUCUAUCUUGCCUUGAGACUCAAGCUUAAGUGUGAUGAAAUCCCAACAUAGAUGGGGGGGGGGGAAUAAAACUGAAGUUUCUCCCCUAGUUAAGGAGUGAUUGGUUACUGAUAACUGCUGGGAGAAGAAUGAUCCGUUUUCUUUAAGAGUGUGGCCUCUGGUGGUUGACCAUGAGGUACUAAAGGCCACACAUUCCAGAUCAACACAAACAGUACUUCAUGAGUUUUUCAAAUACAAGACACUGUGUUAGGUAGCUAGAGAAGAAGGAGUAGAUCUGAAAGACAUGAUGGGGGAGGGGAAUAUAAUCCAAAUACAUUGUAUGAAAUUCACAAAGAAUUGAUUUGUAAAAUAUUACAUACCCUGAGCCACCAAAGAAAUAUAAAUUAUAAUUUGAGAUUUUUUCAUCUUAACCCAGUCAAAAUAGUUAAGAUAAAACAUGAUAAAUAUUGUACUGAUGUGGGGAAAGUAUCUCCUCCUAUGAUAUAUAUCAUAUGUAUGUAUAUAAUAAAUAUCUCAUAACCUAGCUAUACACUCAUUCACUUUUCAUUGCUGUUCUAGUCACAAUAGUAAAGAAAUGGAGAUAGCCUCAAUGAGCAUCAAGGGAUGAGUGGAUAAUAAUAGCAUUUACAUGCACACAAUGGAAUAUUAUUAAGCUGUUAAGAAAAAUAAAAAUGUAAUUUCACAGAUAAUAGAACUGGAAAUAACCAUUCUGACUGAUGUAGCAGAGACUCAAAAGACAAAUGUCACAUGUUCUCUUUUACUUGUGGUUGUUAAAUUUGAAUCUUAUAUGUAUGUCUCAUUUGGAAUGUUCAUAUAUAUUUGACUUUAUACUUCCAAUAAAAUAGUUAAAUCUGU
Molecule: messenger RNA, 2462 nt
Organism: Mus musculus (house mouse)
Lineage: Eukaryota; Metazoa; Chordata; Mammalia; Rodentia; Muridae
Product: RIKEN cDNA E030030I06 gene
Exons: 2
Coding region: 254-814 (186 amino acids)
Source: RefSeq, a predicted model, not a curated record